Messenger RNA from Aspergillus japonicus CBS 114.51, 924 nucleotides. RefSeq names its product class I SAM-dependent methyltransferase. The transcript is spliced from 7 exons. The record is from RefSeq and is a predicted model, not a curated record. The annotation marks the transcript as partial. Gene Ontology annotation, molecular function: methyltransferase activity. Lineage: Eukaryota; Fungi; Ascomycota; Eurotiomycetes; Eurotiales; Aspergillaceae.
AGUCCCGACUCGCAAACAGAGGACCUGGAUGCCAAGUUUCUUCAGAUCAUCACAGUCCUUGAUCGCGAUUUCCAGAAAUAUUCCGUCGAGCACAAAAUCUAUUUCCAGCCGGUUGACGAUGAUGAAGUGGAACGUCUCGAACUUCAACACCAAGUCUUCAAUAAGGUGUUUGACGACCGGCUCAUCUUCCCACCCCUGCCGAGCGACAACCCCGAAAGGAUCCUCGAUUGCGGUCACGGUACAGGAGCUUGGGCGGUCGAAGUAGCGGAGCAAUAUCCACAAUGCGAGGUCAUUGGGAUCGACAUAUCGCCCCAGAUGAGCCCUGAUUAUGCCCCGGACAAUCUAUGGUUUCAGAUCGACGAUCUCAAUCGCCCCUUUACUUUUCCCUCGAAUCAUUUCGAUCUCGUUCAUUCGAGGAUGCAAGCGACAGGCAUCGACCGAGCCAGAUGGAUGUCUUAUAUUUGGGAUAUCAAGAGAGUUCUGAAGCCGGGUGGCUGGGUCCAGUUGGUGGAGAUGUACUUCAAUGUGCAAUCAGACAAUGGGUCCCUCACCGAGGAGCAUGCGUUGAGACAAUGGAGCACCAAGUUUAUGCAGUCGUUGGAUGACAGAAAGGACCUUCGUGUAGGAACGCGCUUGAGAGACCUUUUGGUGGCAGCAGGAAUGGACCAGGUGGACGCAAAAAUGAUUCCACUUCCACUCUCUGGAUGGUCCAAUGAUCCAAGAGCCCGAGAGAUAGGUGCAGCCAACCUCAGAUGUACUAACCAGUUGCUGCCAGCGUUGGCGUUGUAUCCGAUGACUCAACGCCUGAGAAUGCCUUAUGAAGAGUUCGAGCAAAUGAUUUCCAGAGCACAGGAAGAAGCAGGAAGACCGGGCCUGAAAGCCUACUUUCCACUUUAUGUUUGUAUCGGGAGGAAACCUCGAUAG